Colletotrichum aenigma is the source of this 990-nucleotide messenger RNA. RefSeq lists its product as uncharacterized. The record is from RefSeq and is a predicted model, not a curated record. Bases 1 to 990 code for a protein of 329 amino acids. The transcript has 5 exons. NCBI's taxonomy places the organism in Eukaryota, Fungi, Ascomycota, Sordariomycetes, Glomerellales, Glomerellaceae.
AUGGCAGCCCAUACGCCAAGGAAAUCGCCCAUCAAGUUUCAUGACCUUGACCAGAAGGAUGUUUACGACAAGGCUAUGGGUGAGACGGAUAGUGAGAAGGCCCGUAACUUUGUUGUUGAGUUCAGCCAUCAGCAAGCCACCAUAGCCUUCGACCUGAGCGCAGAUGAUUUUGGCAUUCUUCUGGGUCACGAACCACCCGACGGCGUCAUACGGUGGAUCAACGUUUGGUCACCAAGUACACAGCGUCCAGCUGUUGAGUGCAUUGGCACUCAUUAUAGCUUUUCACCGCGACUUCGGGCUCUCAUGACGUCUGCUACGAAGGCAUCUGUGGCAGAAACCACGACUUCGGUCCAGCGUGUUAACCACGCGGAUGUUGAAGCUGGAUCCGUAUCAACGGAGGCUAAGAGUGCUUCGCCAAAUGACGCCCGGACACAGAUGUCGGAAGACACUGAAAUCUAUCACCUAGUCAAGGAAACAAUGAACUAUACCUCCAUAGAUCAUGGAAAGCAAUUCCUUUGCAUUGGUGCAAACUGGCUACACCGUCGACCAAUCAACCCUAGGCAUGCGGAAGACAAGGCAGGGUUGCUUCCGCCAAAACAUUGGUCAUGGCUCACGCUUUGUUCGAACUCCGUUGUCUUGUCAUUGCAUGAGACACCGCCAUAUGUCUACCCAGGAGAUGCGAAACUGGCAGGUGAAGAGUUAAGAGGCAUGCGGUCCAACACCAUGGCGGUGCUUCGCCAACUGUCCAAACACGGUGUCGACGACUACAGCAACAACGUCAUCACACUUAAAUCAGUCAGGCAAGCGUUGCCUACUGCAGGGCCCGGGUGCAAUGCCGCACGAGAAGGCUCAAGUAACCUGUAUUGUACACCCUUCCAACGAUUGAACAUCUUCAUUCCUUUGGACUGUGCUGAAGAAUUGAAAUAUAGGUUCUUCUACCUGUUCGAGGACUAUUCAGGGGCGAGAGAGAAAAUUCUUGCAAGCAAUUAG